AUGGCUGAACCUGCGAGAGACGAAAAUGCACCGAAGCCCGAUUUUCGACUAAUGGAUCUUGAUUAUUGGUGUCGGCGGCGAAUGAUCUCUCAUUGGGAUUUUAAGAAACAAAUCGCCUUCUCGCACUGCUCGAAAGAAAGUUUCAAACUCGUCAAAAGUCUCAACCAAAUACCUAGAAUCUCAAUCCAACUGGACAAUUUGAAUUGGAUUACUGUAAACAUUGGAGAUGAGAUCGUGGGUCGGGAAAGUGCACGAUAUAUCAUCAAAUUGGUGGAUAAUGACAUCGAUCCGCAGCGCAGUGGCUACGCAACGCCCAUCAAUUUCGGGCUGAGCGCUCGGGAGGCAUUCGUGCAUCUGUGUGAGAUUUACCAUAAUAAAGAGCUCACAAUCCGCCUCAACCCUGAAUCAAAAACCCCAUUGGAUGCGAUUCGAAGCGUUUUCGAUGGAUUCCCAAUUCACACUGUAACCUAUUGCGAUGGCUCAAAUAGAGAGGAGGAGAAUUCUUAUAUCAGGAAUAUGCUGGACUUUCUGCUCCCGUCUAAAACGCUUUUGAUGUCUAGAAAUCCUUACGAUUCGUAUCAAGAAUUUCGAGACAACGUUUUGCAGUCUGAGUAUGAAACUUUAAUCUUACAACGUCUUUCACAAAUUGAUCUACUGGAUCUCAAAGCAAUCAAUACGGAAAUCAGCCUUACGAUUCGUCCUACUCGACGAAACCUGCCUCUAAACACUCAGCAAUUCCGAGGAUUCAUCGAAAAAUGGAUCAAAUCAGAAGCCAAUCCCAAAUUCAAAACAAUCGUUAUCCAUUCCGGUUCGAGAGAUGUUGAAGAAAAUUUUCAGGAGAGAAUUCUCGACGGAUUACUGUAUCAACAAUUGCCAAAUGGUUGGACAUGCGAAAAUGUUCCACAUGGCACAUUUUGGGGAAAGAUUUUUCAAGUCAGUGGAAAUUUCGAGGUUCAACGAGAAGCCGAUGGACAGAAGGCGGUUAUUAGUUUCGCUUCUUUCGGUAAAGCGGUUUUGUGGAAGUUUUUCGUUGUUUAA
Caenorhabditis briggsae is the source of this 1038-nucleotide messenger RNA. NCBI's taxonomy places the organism in Eukaryota, Metazoa, Nematoda, Chromadorea, Rhabditida, Rhabditidae. The coding region runs from base 1 to 1038 and encodes 345 amino acids. The transcript is spliced from 2 exons. The record is from RefSeq and is a predicted model, not a curated record.